This is a messenger RNA of Homo sapiens (human), 2087 nucleotides long. It is a transcript of the gene TNFRSF11B, whose product is annotated as TNF receptor superfamily member 11b. Gene Ontology annotation, cellular component: extracellular region; extracellular matrix. Gene Ontology annotation, biological process: signal transduction. The record is from RefSeq and is marked reviewed. Gene Ontology annotation, molecular function: heparan sulfate binding. The coding region runs from base 65 to 1270 and encodes 401 amino acids. The transcript is spliced from 5 exons. NCBI's taxonomy places the organism in Eukaryota, Metazoa, Chordata, Mammalia, Primates, Hominidae.
GGAGACGCACCGGAGCGCUCGCCCAGCCGCCGCCUCCAAGCCCCUGAGGUUUCCGGGGACCACAAUGAACAACUUGCUGUGCUGCGCGCUCGUGUUUCUGGACAUCUCCAUUAAGUGGACCACCCAGGAAACGUUUCCUCCAAAGUACCUUCAUUAUGACGAAGAAACCUCUCAUCAGCUGUUGUGUGACAAAUGUCCUCCUGGUACCUACCUAAAACAACACUGUACAGCAAAGUGGAAGACCGUGUGCGCCCCUUGCCCUGACCACUACUACACAGACAGCUGGCACACCAGUGACGAGUGUCUAUACUGCAGCCCCGUGUGCAAGGAGCUGCAGUACGUCAAGCAGGAGUGCAAUCGCACCCACAACCGCGUGUGCGAAUGCAAGGAAGGGCGCUACCUUGAGAUAGAGUUCUGCUUGAAACAUAGGAGCUGCCCUCCUGGAUUUGGAGUGGUGCAAGCUGGAACCCCAGAGCGAAAUACAGUUUGCAAAAGAUGUCCAGAUGGGUUCUUCUCAAAUGAGACGUCAUCUAAAGCACCCUGUAGAAAACACACAAAUUGCAGUGUCUUUGGUCUCCUGCUAACUCAGAAAGGAAAUGCAACACACGACAACAUAUGUUCCGGAAACAGUGAAUCAACUCAAAAAUGUGGAAUAGAUGUUACCCUGUGUGAGGAGGCAUUCUUCAGGUUUGCUGUUCCUACAAAGUUUACGCCUAACUGGCUUAGUGUCUUGGUAGACAAUUUGCCUGGCACCAAAGUAAACGCAGAGAGUGUAGAGAGGAUAAAACGGCAACACAGCUCACAAGAACAGACUUUCCAGCUGCUGAAGUUAUGGAAACAUCAAAACAAAGACCAAGAUAUAGUCAAGAAGAUCAUCCAAGAUAUUGACCUCUGUGAAAACAGCGUGCAGCGGCACAUUGGACAUGCUAACCUCACCUUCGAGCAGCUUCGUAGCUUGAUGGAAAGCUUACCGGGAAAGAAAGUGGGAGCAGAAGACAUUGAAAAAACAAUAAAGGCAUGCAAACCCAGUGACCAGAUCCUGAAGCUGCUCAGUUUGUGGCGAAUAAAAAAUGGCGACCAAGACACCUUGAAGGGCCUAAUGCACGCACUAAAGCACUCAAAGACGUACCACUUUCCCAAAACUGUCACUCAGAGUCUAAAGAAGACCAUCAGGUUCCUUCACAGCUUCACAAUGUACAAAUUGUAUCAGAAGUUAUUUUUAGAAAUGAUAGGUAACCAGGUCCAAUCAGUAAAAAUAAGCUGCUUAUAACUGGAAAUGGCCAUUGAGCUGUUUCCUCACAAUUGGCGAGAUCCCAUGGAUGAGUAAACUGUUUCUCAGGCACUUGAGGCUUUCAGUGAUAUCUUUCUCAUUACCAGUGACUAAUUUUGCCACAGGGUACUAAAAGAAACUAUGAUGUGGAGAAAGGACUAACAUCUCCUCCAAUAAACCCCAAAUGGUUAAUCCAACUGUCAGAUCUGGAUCGUUAUCUACUGACUAUAUUUUCCCUUAUUACUGCUUGCAGUAAUUCAACUGGAAAUUAAAAAAAAAAAACUAGACUCCAUUGUGCCUUACUAAAUAUGGGAAUGUCUAACUUAAAUAGCUUUGAGAUUUCAGCUAUGCUAGAGGCUUUUAUUAGAAAGCCAUAUUUUUUUCUGUAAAAGUUACUAAUAUAUCUGUAACACUAUUACAGUAUUGCUAUUUAUAUUCAUUCAGAUAUAAGAUUUGUACAUAUUAUCAUCCUAUAAAGAAACGGUAUGACUUAAUUUUAGAAAGAAAAUUAUAUUCUGUUUAUUAUGACAAAUGAAAGAGAAAAUAUAUAUUUUUAAUGGAAAGUUUGUAGCAUUUUUCUAAUAGGUACUGCCAUAUUUUUCUGUGUGGAGUAUUUUUAUAAUUUUAUCUGUAUAAGCUGUAAUAUCAUUUUAUAGAAAAUGCAUUAUUUAGUCAAUUGUUUAAUGUUGGAAAACAUAUGAAAUAUAAAUUAUCUGAAUAUUAGAUGCUCUGAGAAAUUGAAUGUACCUUAUUUAAAAGAUUUUAUGGUUUUAUAACUAUAUAAAUGACAUUAUUAAAGUUUUCAAAUUAUUUUUUA